Diospyros lotus (date-plum) is the source of this 1993-nucleotide messenger RNA. Its product is annotated as sulfite exporter TauE/SafE family protein 4. Lineage: Eukaryota; Viridiplantae; Streptophyta; Magnoliopsida; Ericales; Ebenaceae. Gene Ontology annotation, cellular component: membrane; Cul4A-RING E3 ubiquitin ligase complex. Gene Ontology annotation, biological process: protein ubiquitination. The record is from RefSeq and is a predicted model, not a curated record. Bases 255 to 1649 code for a protein of 464 amino acids. The transcript has 12 exons.
AGUCCGUCCAGAUGGCCAACUUGGAUUCCGUCAUUAACACAGGAAAACCACUGUGAUUUCAUUCCAUAUAAGCCUGAGAUUCCGUCUCUAUGAAGCUUUCCCCCUUUUUUUAUAUAUGUGCAUAAAAUUUGCUUUUAGUGUUUGCUUGAUUUUGAUUGCGCGGUCGCUCUUGAAAGAGAAGGUAACCCCGGGGAAGAGCUGUUAAGGAUUAAUAGAAAACGUGGUGGGUGGUGCUUGGACUCUCGGUUACAGCCAUGGCUACCAAAGGGUUGGUGGUGUAUCUCUUAUGUGGGUUUUCCAUUGCUGUUCUAUCAGUUCUUUACUUGAGUCACCGCCCAAGUGUGGAUAUCGCAUACUCGCAGCCUCUUUUGUAUGGAAGAAACAAUACCUUGCAUGCCCCAUAUGGAUCUAAAAAAGUUUGGCCUGAGUUAAAGUUUAGUUGGAAAAUCGUGGUGGCAACGUUGAUAGGGUUCUUCGGAUCAGCCUUUGGAACGGUGGGUGGUGUAGGUGGGGGAGGCAUUUUUGUUCCAAUGCUUACUCUAAUUGUUGGAUUUGAUACCAAGUCUGCUGCUGCUCUCUCCAAAUGUAUGAUUAUGGGUGCUUCCGCAUCAUCAGUUUGGUACAAUUUAAGGGUGCCUCAUCCAUGCAGAGAAGUACCCAUCAUAGAUUAUGAUCUGGCACUGCUAUUCCAGCCUAUGCUUAUGGUUGGCAUCACAACUGGUGUGGCUCUUAGUGUUGUCUUCCCCUAUUGGCUCAUCACUGUGCUGAUCAUCGUCCUGUUCUUGGGGACAUCAUUAAGGUCUUUUUUUAAGGGCAUCGAGAUGUGGAAGGAAGAGACUAUUUUGAAGAAAGAAAUGACACGGCAGCAAGCAACUUUUGUUAAUUCUCGCGGAGAGUUGCUAAUCGAUACAGAGUAUGAGCCAUUGGUUCCCAAAGAAGAGAAAACACCUAUGCAAGUUUUACGAUUUAACGUCAGAUGGAAAAGGCUUCUGGUGCUUUUACUUGUAUGGGUUUCCUUUAUACUUCUUCAGGUCAUCAAGAAUGACAUUGCGGUUUGCAGUACAUGGUACUGGUUAAUUUUCAGCUUACAGUUCCCCGUCGCACUUGGAGUGUUUGGAUAUGAAUGUGUCAAAUUGUACAAAGAAAGCAUGAAGAGGAGGAUCACUGGGAAUACAGAAUCAGUAUGCGAGGCUAAACUUGAAUGGACACGUAUAAAUCUUGCUUUCUGUGCACUAUGUGGCAUCUUAGGAGGUACCGUUGGGGGCCUCCUUGGCUCUGGUGGUGGAUUCAUUCUUGGUCCGCUUCUGCUCGAGAUUGGUGUCAUCCCCCAGGUUGCUAGUGCGACAGCAACAUUUGUGAUGAUGUUUUCAGCAUCCUUAUCUGUGGUUGAGUUCUACCUCCUUAAAAGGUUCCCCAUUCCAUAUGCACUAUACCUCACAGCAGUAUCAAUUCUGGCCGGCUUCUGGGGGCAAUUCUUCAUAAGAAAACUCAUCACUUUUCUAAAGAGAGCUUCACUCAUUGUGUUCAUCCUCUCAGCUGUCAUCUUUGCCAGUGCCGUGACAAUGGGGGUGAUCGGCAUCGAGACAAGUGUCCGAAUGAUUCAGAACCACGAGUUCAUGGGAUUUUUAGGAUUUUGUAGCAGUCAAUGAUCUCAGGUAGUGAAGAACAUACGUUGUGAUGUAGAAAUUAAAGAGAAGCAAAGUAGGAGUGAGCAAAAACAAUUGGCGUGAUGAGCGUACAAAAUAAGUGGUGUUGGCCAAUGCCUAAUUGUCCAACCCCUGGGAAAGUUUCCAUCAUUACAAGGGAGUGGCCGUGGUGAAUGUUAACUUAUCGUUAAAAUCACCGCCUACGACUCAUUUGUGUUCUUUUCAUUGCAGCAGUUGAUUCUGCCAAUGUAUUGGGUGUGUGUGUGUGUAAUCAAAGAUCUGUCGUUUAAGAAAACACUUCAGGUAUUCUCUGUUCAAUGAUGUUGCCUCCUAAGGUUUGUUCUAAA